Molecule: messenger RNA, 1209 nt
Organism: Rubroshorea leprosula
Lineage: Eukaryota; Viridiplantae; Streptophyta; Magnoliopsida; Malvales; Dipterocarpaceae
Source: the annotation of a GenBank genome assembly
GAAAUCCCCCCCCUCCAAGCCGCCGGCACCAGCUUUGGAAAAUUGGUGAGAAAGCUUGGAAUUUCUCCUUCUUUCUUGUCCAAGAACCUGAUUUGGAACCCAUAAAUCUUCCCCCCUGCUGGAAAAUCCGGAUCUGCCCUACUUUGCUCUGUCCUUCCGCCGGCUACUCCUGCUUUGUGGGGGUGAUUUGCUCCGGUUUUGGGUAAGAAACAGCUACCAAUCCCUCUGUUCUUGCUUGAAUUAACUUGGGUCUACCUUAAUUGCUCUUAUUUGCUUUAAUUUUGGGUAGUUCCCGUGAGCUUCCCCUGCACUUGCCGCCGGCUUCUCCCCCUGCCAAGUCCGGUUCUGCAACUGGAAAAUUUAUGGUUCUCGAUCGUUCUGUCAGUUAGUGUGUGAAUUGAGUGCUCGGUUUUAUGCGAGUGAGGUAAGUAAAUUUAUGGUAAUGCCCAUACUGUUUUUAAAAGCAUGUUUUGAUUUGUUUUUUAAGUGGUGGCGGGACUAAACCCGUUUUACACGAGCAUGACUGAUUUGAAGUGAAAUGUUUAUGUUUCAUUAAAUUGAGCAUGCCUACUUGAAAGUGAAUGUGAACUGUCCUGAUGAUCUGAAAGUGAUUGUGAAUUGUGAUUUUCCUGUUAACUUCUGCCUGUUUUGUCUCCGAUGUGGUCAUGUUAUUCGUGACCCUGCUAGUGGGGGAGGUUAUAAACGCUAGCACAUGUCGACAUGUAGUGAUAGAGCCGGUUCGUUCAAUCCAGCUAGUGGGGGAGGUUAUAAACGCUAGCACAUGUCGACAUGUAGUGAUAGAGCCGGUUCGUUCAACCCAGCUAGUGGGGGUUAUACACCAGCAAAUCGUGGCCCUGCUAGUGGGGAUUAUACACUGGCCGUGACCUAUAGAGGAGACGUUUAUUUCGUUCCCGUACUGUAUCCGUUUUGCGUGAUUGCACAUGUGGCAUGCUAUAAGUUUAAUAAUGGGCACUCCAUAUUUACUUACUGAGUUUAUCUCAUAGUUUUCCUUGUCCACCAUUUUAGGAAGUGAAACCGAGGACGGGGAAACCACAGGAAGUGACGAGUUAGAAGGCUAGCCAUAUUGUAAUUGGAUAUAAAUUUUAGAUAUGAAUCAUGAUCUUGUAUUUGGAGAUUUUAUAAUUUGAUCUUCAGAUUUUGAUGGUAUCAGAGUGUGAAUGUGAUAAGUUCCAAGCCUGGUGCAUUUGU